This is a messenger RNA of Morone saxatilis (striped sea-bass), 776 nucleotides long. It is a transcript of the gene eny2, whose product is annotated as ENY2 transcription and export complex 2 subunit. The coding region runs from base 227 to 514 and encodes 95 amino acids. Gene Ontology annotation, biological process: positive regulation of DNA-templated transcription; poly(A)+ mRNA export from nucleus; regulation of transcription by RNA polymerase II. The transcript is spliced from 6 exons. Gene Ontology annotation, cellular component: DUBm complex; nuclear pore; SAGA complex. Gene Ontology annotation, molecular function: chromatin binding; transcription coactivator activity. Lineage: Eukaryota; Metazoa; Chordata; Actinopteri; Moronidae. The record is from RefSeq and is a predicted model, not a curated record.
GUAAAAUCAGUGUUUCCUGUCGGAGUGUGAAAGCUGAUGGUAAAGCCUGUAAAAUCAAAAGCCUGUGCUAUCUUUAGCGACACAUCAAGUACAGUUUUGAACAGUGUAAAAACCGCCAGUUGACCGUAUUUCACCGUAACUUUCCCAUGUACGCCACAGAGCCACUGAGGUGAAACCGAAGAGUGGGACCUCUUUUAUUUCAUCCUUCUCUAGUGUGUUAAAGACUAUGAGUAAAGAGUCCAGAAUGAGGGCAACGAUUAACCAAAAGCUGACCGAGAUGGGGGAAAGAGAGAGGCUGAAGGAGCUACUGAGGGCGAAACUCACUGAGUGUGGAUGGAAGGACCAGAUGAAGGCUCACUGCAAAGAAGUAAUCAAAGAAAAAGGCUUUGAGCACGUGACUGUGGAGGACCUGGUGGUAGAGAUCACUCCUAAAGGAAGAGCCUUGGUGCCAGACAGCGUCAAGAAAGAGCUUCUCCACAGAAUAAGAGCCUUUUUAGCUCAGCAUGCCACCUAAUUUUAUCAUUUCCUUAGACCACUAACUUGCCUAUACUAUCAUGAUAAAGAAUAUUUUUAACUUGAAUUUUAAAGAUUUCCUUUUCAUUAAAUUGAAUUUUCAGUGUAAUACUGAUACACGCUUAGCUAUUUGGUUGCAUGUAUUUACAAAUUCUGUUGCUACAGUUGUCACUUAUUUGUAAAUGUGCGUACUUUGCACAUUUAGUUGUCCUCUGUGUAUGAGAUAUGCUAUUUAAAUAAAGUUUGAUUUGUUGGACUUUUAA